This is a messenger RNA of Biomphalaria glabrata, 1550 nucleotides long. Its product is annotated as chitinase-3-like protein 1. Gene Ontology annotation, molecular function: chitin binding; chitinase activity. Bases 88 to 1224 code for a protein of 378 amino acids. Lineage: Eukaryota; Metazoa; Mollusca; Gastropoda; Planorbidae. The record is from RefSeq and is a predicted model, not a curated record. The transcript has 11 exons. Gene Ontology annotation, cellular component: extracellular region. Gene Ontology annotation, biological process: carbohydrate metabolic process; chitin catabolic process.
UGUUAGGCCUAUUUAUAAUGGCGUCAUUUGAAACUUGACUCUCCAAUAUGUCUAUAUGGAAAGAAUCCUGUAAUAGAUGAUGAAAUAAUGAAAACUGCAAUUUUUUCCUUUUUCUUCUCAGCUCUUAUAUAUUUGAGCUCAGAGAACUGCAACAUAAUAAUGUGUACAUUGCAUGCACGAACAAUGAGCCAGUCGGGGAUGACCACAGCGGAUAUUGAUCCAACACUCUGCCCUUAUCUAAGAAUCAAGUUUGUUGAGUGGUUAAAUGAUGCUCUAGAUGUAGACAGGCGAGUCUCGGAUAUCUAUCCAUGGCUAUGGGAUACUAAAGCCAAAAAUCCAAGUAUAAAAAUUGUACUAACAUUCUAUAACAUCGUUGGCGACGAUAAAUUUUAUGAGAUGUACAGAACGCCAGAAAGGAGACUCAAAUUCAUUCCAUUGCUAGUAACAUACGUAAGAAAUAACAAAUUUGAUGGAGUGGAGUUAGACUUAGAUAUGGGCUUUGGACUCAGAAGCCCAGAGCGUUACCAUAUUGAUCGUUGGGCGGAUUUUGUCGAGGACGUACAAAAAGCUUUGGUAGAUGAAGCUACGCGCUCAGGGAAACCUAAAAUUGUGCUGUUUGGACGAAUCGAUGAGCGAGCUGAGUAUCUUUAUCCAUUCUAUAACGUCCCUAGGAUGUAUAGACAUUCGGAUCUCAUUAACUUGGAGGCGUGGGCGUCUUACUCACAGAGGGUUGGACCUAGAUUUAACAUAUCUUUAACAAGUACACACCACUGCAAAAUUUACAAGACCAAUGAGAAUGACAAAAAUUGUAUUGAAUAUUAUGUUAACUCUGUUAUGGCGAAAGGUGGAAUCAAAGAAAAGACAAUCCUUAGUUUGUAUCUUAUGGCCACCUUUUUCUAUGAAUACAAGUACAACUUGGAUCCUACAAUAUUACCAAACUAUGACAGGAUUCAAUUUAAUAAUUAUGGUGAAGUCUGCGAAUAUAAAAAAGGGCGUAGCAAUGUCACAAGAGUGUAUGAACAAUGUCCUAUCGCAAUGGUGGGUCGCAAUGUGAUAUACUACGACGACGAGAUAAGUAUGGUUGAGAAGAUCAAGUAUGUUAAAAAAAAUGGAUUAGCCGGAUUUGAACUUUUAGAUAUGUCUGCAGAUGAUUUUAGUGGAAAUUGUGGUAAAGGAAAAUUUCCUCUUAUGAGAACUGUACUAGAAGAGUGUCGAAAGCCUUGACAGAUAGAUGAAAAGCUAACAUCGAGGCUGGACAUUUGAUUUAUUGACGACUUUUGGCAUCGAAUAUUAAAAAAGUUUACCAAUUAAAUUUGAUAUGACUUACUUCUAAUUGUGCAUAAGAAUAACACCAUAAUUUCCUGCAAAUGCUCCUAUGUUUAAUUCCUGAUAUUAGAUACGAUUUGUAAAUUAAAACGAUGAAUUGUCAUUUUCACAUCUUUUUACAAAUAAAGAUUACGAUGUAGCAGGAAUCUUCUCCAACUUAUCAUGAAAAGACGAUGGGCAGGGCUGAAUUCCAUCAUUAUGUAGAUCAGUGUUCUUCAUAGUGG